AUGGUCUCAGCCAAGCCAACUGACAAAUUAUUUGUCUGUCCUGAAUGCCAAAAAGGCAACUUCAAAAGUCUCGGUGCUGUCAAGGUUCAUUUCGAGGCCAAGGGCCACCCACUUAGAUGUACGCCAUGUGACCGAUCUUUUGAUGCUAUCAUGGGGUUGCUGUUGCACUCUCUGAAACAUGAGGCGACGGCACCUUCCACUUCCAUGAAAACAGAGCCGGCGUCAAAGUGCAACCAGAAAAAGGAGAAGAGCAAUGAUCAUCCUAAGCCUGUGGAUGUAAUCCCUAAGCGUACCCAUUUGAAAGAUCAAACAAAACAUGAGACAAAAGACCUCAAAAAAGAGAAAUUCAAGGAUCACACCAAGCCUAUGGAUUCAAUUUCAAAGCAUUCGUCAAAUCAGCUUCAGCAACCGCAGAAACAGGAGAAAUCACCAAGUCACCCUGAUUCCAAGCUAAGCAAAUUAAAACUGAAACAUACUCAAAAAUUUGUGAAGGCUCAGGAUCAGUCACACCUUAUGUCUGUGAAGCCAAUGGAAACAAUGUCGAACUCAACGUCAGCACAAUCUCAACCUCCUCAGAAGAACGGGAAAGUGAAGGCAAAAGAUCGCUCGAAGCCAAUGCCUGUCCAGCCAGCCGAAAUACUAAACCGCACGCGCAGACAGUCACCCUUGCGUUCCGUUUUCUCAGGGCAUACCAAGUCGGGUGAUGUGCAUUCGUUCAGCUUCGGCGAUACACUUCUUGAUACUCCUGAACGUGAAGCCUCUCAGCCCUCGAACCAAACUUCUACUCAAAAUCAGAAUGAAAACUAUCAUGUCGUCCUUGAACCACUGGAACAGAAUCUGAUCUUUCGCUACCUGUCGGCACGUUGUCAUUCAGAUACCCGGCUGGCUAAAUUCGGCUAUACCUUUCAACCUAAUAUAAAUGAAAGUCACAAGCGCCCGUCUAAGCAAUGUCCUAUUAAGAGGGGCCUUUUCCGAGAAGUACCUCGAUUUUCCACAGACAAUUUCCCGAAAAGGCGAGCAAUUGUCAUUGACUGCGAGAUGGUACAAGUCGAGGAGGGGCGGCGGGAGCUUGCAUUCUUGACCGCAAUUGACUUCUUGACCGGGGAGGUGCUCAUUGACAAUUAUGUGCAACCGAAAACGAAAGUGGUGAACUGGGAUUCUCGAUUCAGCGGCGUGACUCCUAGUGCCAUGAACAAGGCUGUCAAGAAAGGAACAGCACUAAAAGGCUGGGAAGGAGCACGUGAAAGGCUCUGGCAGUUCAUGAAUAGCGAGACGGUCCUCAUUGGUCAUUCUCUCAACAAUGAUCUCGAUGUUCUGGGCGUCAUUCACUGGAACAUCGUCGACUCGGCCAUUUUUACCAGUGAAGCGGUGUUCCUCCAUCUUCACUCGAACCAGCAACUCACCCGCACAUGGAGCCUGAAGACCCUCACUAGUGAGCUAGUCAACUACGACAUCCAAGUCGGCCAACGCGGCCACAGUGCCCUCGAGGAUGCGCACGCAACACGCGAUGUCGUGGUAUGGUGUCUUCGAUACCCGGAGCUCUUGAAGGUUUGGGCAGAUCGUGCCAGGGAAGAAGAGGCCGUGCGCGCACUCGAGAGGGAGUUAAAGAAAACAACGGACAAAGAACAGCUGGAGGACAAGAGAAGAUUGGAAAUGGAGUCCAGAUUCCAGGCACUGUCCCAAGGCCUUGGUGGUAUGGUUGUUACUGAACCUGACUCUGCUGAUGACCUUGAUGGCCCAUUGCAUGAAGUAUCUACUGGAUACGUUGCGGUUCAAUCGGUCGAAUACUUUUGA
Penicillium soppii is the source of this 1794-nucleotide messenger RNA. RefSeq names its product putative RNA exonuclease. The record is from RefSeq and is a predicted model, not a curated record. The transcript has a single exon. Gene Ontology annotation, molecular function: nucleic acid binding; exonuclease activity. Gene Ontology annotation, cellular component: nucleus. The coding region runs from base 1 to 1794 and encodes 597 amino acids. Gene Ontology annotation, biological process: ribosomal large subunit assembly; rRNA processing. NCBI's taxonomy places the organism in Eukaryota, Fungi, Ascomycota, Eurotiomycetes, Eurotiales, Aspergillaceae.